Molecule: messenger RNA, 636 nt
Organism: Cydia strobilella
Lineage: Eukaryota; Metazoa; Arthropoda; Insecta; Lepidoptera; Tortricidae
Product: seminal metalloprotease 1-like
Exons: 4
Coding region: 1-636 (211 amino acids)
Biological process (GO): proteolysis
Molecular function (GO): metalloendopeptidase activity
Source: RefSeq, a predicted model, not a curated record
AUGCGACCUACGCGACUUGAUAAAACAUAUAAGACACCACCAGCUUUCAAAUUAAGCACAGCUGAAAUAAAAAAGUUAAAAAUAUGGGCGGAGGCUAAAGUGCCGUACUUCAUCGACGAGUUUUCUUAUGACAAAGUUCUUCGAGACAAAAUCCGCGCCCACCUGGACUAUGCCAAACGUCGUACAAAUAUAGAUUUCCACGAGCUCACUGAGCCGCCGAAGGACGAAAAUGAAAGAUGGGUAUUUUUCGUCAAUCGAAGGGGACAAUUAGACUGCAAGGACUAUUCCACUAAAUCCUUCACAAAUAGUGGCGUCCAGAAAGUGACAGUUGGCUACGAUUGCCUCAGACUCAGACACGGCGGACCGAUGGCGGCAAUAGUUUUGGCGUUGUUGGGCGUGCCACCUCAACACAACUCGCCGGAUUGUCGUGAAUUCAUUACCAUUUACGGGAGCAAUAUUCUGCCAGAAAAGUCGAGUUUAUUCAAGUUGUUAGAAAAUGACGAGUGGCUGUUCCAUGAUUUUCAUUAUGACUAUAAUAGUGCAGGCCACUAUCCAGCACAUAAAUACACUGCAAAUGGCGAAAGAACUAUAGAUGUUAGGAGUGAUAAAUACAAGACAGUGAGUAUAUUAAACUAA